AUGGCGGCGCUGGCGGAGGAGCAGACGGAGGUGGCGGUCAAGCUGGAGCCGGAGGGACCGCCGACUCUGCUACCUCCCCAGGCGGGCGACGGCGCGGCUGUCGGGCAGAGGGAUGGAGAGGCGGGGAGCUCGGGCUUUUGCUUCCCUUCCUCGGGCUUCGAAGCCUGGGUAGUGCGCAUCGACACGAACGUUGGAAGUGUAGCUGUGGAAGACCAGCCAGAUGUCAGUGCUGUAUUGUCUGCCUACAAUCAACAAGGAGACCCUACAAUGUAUGAAGAAUACUAUAGUGGACUGAAACACUUCAUUGAAUGUUCCUUGGACUGCCAUCGAGCAGAACUAUCCCAACUCUUUUAUCCUCUGUUUGUACACAUGUACUUGGAGCUAGUCUAUAAUCAACAUGAGAAUGAAGCAAAGUCAUUCUUUGAGAAGUUCCAUGGAGAUCAGGAAUGUUAUUACCAGGAUGACCUACGAGUAUUAUCUAGUCUUACCAAAAAGGAACACAUGAAAGGGAAUGAAACCAUGUUGGAUUUUCGAACAAGUAAAUUUGUUCUGCGUAUUUCCCGUGACUCGUACCAACUCUUGAAGAGGCAUCUUCAGGAGAAACAGAACAAUCAGAUAUGGAACAUAGUUCAGGAGCACCUCUACAUUGACAUCUUUGAUGGGAUGCCGCGUAGUAAGCAACAGAUAGAUGCGAUGGUGGGAAGUUUGGCAGGAGAGGCUAAACGAGAGGCAAACAAAUCAAAGGUAUUUUUUGGUUUAUUAAAAGAACCAGAAAUAGAGGUGCCUUUGGAUGAUGAGGAUGAAGAGGGAGAAAAUGAAGAAGGAAAACCUAAAAAAAAGAAGCCUAAAAAAGAUAGUAUUGGAUCCAAAAGCAAAAAACAAGAUCCCAAUGCUCCACCUCAAAACAGAAUCCCUCUUCCUGAGUUAAAAGAUUCAGAUAAGUUGGAUAAGAUAAUGAAUAUGAAAGAAACCACCAAACGAGUCCGCCUGGGGCCAGACUGCUUACCCUCCAUCUGUUUCUAUACAUUCCUCAAUGCUUACCAGGGCCUCACUGCAGUGGACGUCACUGAUGACUCUAGUCUGAUUGCUGGAGGUUUUGCAGAUUCAACUGUCAGAGUGUGGUCUGUGACACCCAAAAAGCUUCGUACGGUCAAACAAGCAGCAGAUCUUAGCCUCAUAGACAAAGAAUCAGAUGAUGUCUUAGAAAGAAUCAUGGAUGAGAAAACCGCAAGUGAGUUGAAGAUUUUGUAUGGUCACAGUGGGCCUGUCUAUGGAGCCAGCUUCAGUCCAGAUAGGAACUAUCUACUUUCCUCUUCGGAGGAUGGAACUGUUAGACUGUGGAGCCUCCAGACAUUUACUUGCUUGGUGGGAUAUAAAGGACACAACUACCCUGUGUGGGACACACAGUUUUCUCCGUAUGGAUAUUAUUUUGUGUCAGGGGGCCAUGACCGAGUAGCUCGGCUCUGGGCUACAGACCAUUAUCAGCCCUUAAGGAUAUUUGCUGGUCAUCUUGCUGAUGUGAAUUGUACGAGAUUCCAUCCAAACUCAAAUUACGUUGCUACGGGAUCUGCAGAUAGAACCGUGCGGCUCUGGGAUGUUCUGAAUGGUAACUGUGUAAGGAUCUUCACUGGACACAAGGGACCAAUUCAUUCCUUGACAUUUUCUCCCAAUGGGAGAUUCCUGGCUACAGGAGCAACAGAUGGCAGAGUACUCCUUUGGGAUAUUGGACAUGGUUUGAUGGUUGGAGAAUUAAAAGGCCACACUGACACAGUCUGUUCACUUAGGUUUAGUAGAGAUGGUGAAAUUUUGGCAUCAGGGUCAAUGGAUAACACAGUCCGGUUGUGGGAUGCCAUCAAAGCAUUUGAAGAUUUAGAGACUGAUGACUUUACUACAGCUACUGGGCAUAUAAAUUUACCUGAGAAUUCACAGGAGUUACUGUUGGGUACAUAUAUGACCAAAUCAACACCAGUUGUACACCUCCAUUUUACUCGAAGAAACCUGGUUCUAGCUGCAGGAGCUUAUAGUCCACAAUAAACCAUCGGUAUUAAAAGACUUUGGAAGCUACUGUUUGAAAAAAGGGAGUCUAAAAAGCAAAUACCUCAGUGAUUAAUAAUUUAAGCUACAAAGAAUGUUUGUCUAUAUGAAUCUGGAAGUAUGCUGCUUGGAAAAUCUGAACAGUGCAGUUCCACGUUUCUAUAGCAACCACAUUUAACUAAUUUCCGUUAGUUGAAGAAGAGGUAUUAUGUUCAUGGAGGGGACAUUUAUGGUGCUUUGGAUUGUGUGGAAACUAUGCAUUUUCUGUUCAAAUGCUAUUUUAAUUUAUUAUGUUUAGAAAAAAAUUGAUUUAACUUCAUCCUGCUUCAAGAUCAAAUUAAGAAAUAUGAAUUUUAGCUGAAGAAUUCUAUGAGCAUGUAUGUUUCUGCUGUGAAGUUACGAUAUGGCACUCAAGUGCUAUGUUAAGUGAUCCACUAACAUUUUUUGUUGGCCUGUGAUUGGUGGAAUGUAUGUAACUAGGCAGGGUAAACUACAAUUCCUUCCUAAGUUUAGAUGAAGUACAACCAUCCACUAACAUCUCGAUUUACACCUGUUUUGAGUGCACUCAAACAUUGUAUAUCAGGUGAAGAAACUUAGCUUCCAUGUUCUACUUCAGCUAAAAUGGCUCCGUAAAACCUAGUACACUUGAAGUCAGACAGACAUUUCAGUUGCUUACCUCCAGUACUGAGCCUUGCUUUGGAAAACUA
Fukomys damarensis (Damara mole-rat) is the source of this 2741-nucleotide messenger RNA. It is a transcript of the gene Taf5, whose product is annotated as TATA-box binding protein associated factor 5. Gene Ontology annotation, biological process: transcription initiation at RNA polymerase II promoter. Bases 1 to 2034 code for a protein of 677 amino acids. Lineage: Eukaryota; Metazoa; Chordata; Mammalia; Rodentia; Bathyergidae. Gene Ontology annotation, molecular function: protein binding; RNA polymerase II general transcription initiation factor activity. The record is from RefSeq and is a predicted model, not a curated record. Gene Ontology annotation, cellular component: transcription factor TFIID complex. The transcript has 12 exons.